Messenger RNA from Parasteatoda tepidariorum (common house spider), 1060 nucleotides. Its product is annotated as putative methyltransferase DDB_G0268948. Lineage: Eukaryota; Metazoa; Arthropoda; Arachnida; Araneae; Theridiidae. The record is from RefSeq and is a predicted model, not a curated record. Gene Ontology annotation, molecular function: S-adenosylmethionine-dependent methyltransferase activity.
UCUUAGGAUGCAUUGAAUGGCAACGUAGAGAAUUUGUCAUAAAAAAUGUCGUCUGCUCUUUUUAAAGGAGCGAAACAUGCAAAACUUUAUUCACAAUUUCGGCCUUAUCCACCUCGAGAAUUGAUUGAAACCAUUAUUACAUACAUGAAAGAAAAAAUUAAGCUAGAGCCUCCUUUUUGCAAAGCAAUUGAUAUUGGAUGUGGAAGUGGCCAGAGUACAUUUGUUUUGUCACAGCACUUUAAAAGCUUAUUAGGUGUAGAUGUUAGUGAAGCACAAAUAAAAUGUGCUCAGGAAAUUCAUGCUUUACCAAAUAUUGAAUACAAGGUAUCUGAAGGUGACAAUUUGCCAGUUCUCUCAUCUUCAGUUCAGUUGGUUACAUUAUGUCAAUCCAUUCAUUGGUUUGUCCCUCUGGACAACCUUUACAAGGAAAUUAGAAGAAUUCUUAUUCCAGGUGGAGUAGUGGCAGCUUAUGGAUAUUGGAUUCCACUUCCAAAGACGGAUGAUAAUAAAAAGAAUAGUGAAAUCUAUAAAUGUGUUUUUGAUUAUUGUCAUGAAGAGAAAUUAGGUGCCUAUUGGGAUAAAGAAAGAUAUAUUGUGCAAAAUAAAUAUACAGAUGUUAAUUUUCCUUUUUUAAACCAAAAGAGGGUUGAACUUGUAAAUGAAAGUGAAAGCUCACUGGCUGAUUAUAUUGGAUAUCUCAGCACAUGGAGUUCAUAUCAAAAGUUGUCACGAGAACAUCCUGAUCAAGCAUCAGAGUUGUUACCGGAGAUCGAAGAAAGAUUAAAAGAAAUUUUAGGAAGUAAAGAUACUUCAGAAAAAAUACAACUAAAAUUGCACACCGAUUACUUUAUGCUGAUAGGUCAUCAAUAAGAGAAAUUUUAUAGUAUGACUUGUUAUGAAAGAUAAUUUCAGCAUUUGUAAUAUUUUGAUUGUUAAAUAUUUUUAAUGUUUGCAUUUGAUAAAACAUAUGCAAAAUACUUUGAUCCUGGAAAAUCAAAUUUAACUAAGUCAUUUUGCCCCCAAUCAACAGAAUUAAAAAUAAACUAAUUUUUAGAUUGCA